This is a messenger RNA of Heteronotia binoei (common prickly gecko), 1037 nucleotides long. It is a transcript of the gene GSC, whose product is annotated as goosecoid homeobox. Gene Ontology annotation, cellular component: nucleus. Gene Ontology annotation, molecular function: DNA-binding transcription factor activity, RNA polymerase II-specific; RNA polymerase II cis-regulatory region sequence-specific DNA binding. Lineage: Eukaryota; Metazoa; Chordata; Lepidosauria; Squamata; Gekkonidae. Bases 40 to 822 code for a protein of 260 amino acids. Gene Ontology annotation, biological process: regulation of transcription by RNA polymerase II. The record is from RefSeq and is a predicted model, not a curated record. The transcript is spliced from 3 exons.
GGCCCCUGCGGCUCCUCCCUCCGAGCGCAGCGGUGGGGGAUGCCUGCCGGCAUGUUCAGCAUCGACAACAUCCUGGCGGCCCGACCCCGCUGCAAGGAGUCCUCCGCCUCCUCCGCCGCCGUGGUGCUGCAGCCGCAGAGCGCCGCGCCCGUCGUCUUCUCGGCCAGCCUGCACGGGGGGGACUCGCUCUACGCCUCGGCCGCCGCCGCCGCUGGCGACUACGGUGGAUACUACCCGCGGGCCUUGGCGCCCGCUUCCAACCUGCCCGCGCUCGGGGGAUCUAGGCUGGGCGGCUACGGCAACUACUACUACGGGCAGCUCCACGUCCAGGCGUCCGCCGUCGGCCCGUCCUGCUGCAGCGCCGUGCAGCCUCUGGGGGCUCAGCAAUGCUCCUGCGUCCCGGCCACAGGCUAUGAAGGUACCGGCUCGGUUCUCAUGUCUCCCGUGCCCCAUCAGAUGCUGCCCUAUAUGAACGUGGGCACCUUGUCCCGGACUGAAUUGCAGCUACUGAAUCAGCUCCACUGCCGGAGAAAAAGGAGGCACCGGACCAUCUUCACGGACGAGCAGUUGGAGGCUCUGGAAAACCUCUUCCAGGAAACCAAGUAUCCAGAUGUGGGGACCAGGGAACAGCUGGCCAGGAGGGUGCAUUUGCGAGAGGAGAAAGUGGAGGUUUGGUUCAAGAACCGCCGGGCUAAAUGGAGGAGACAGAAGCGGUCUUCUUCGGAGGAGUCCGAAAAUGCCCAGAAAUGGAACAAAGCUUCCAAAACAUCCCCGGAGAAGAGACAAGAAGAAAACAAAAGCGAUUUGGACUCCGAUAGCUGAUACCUUUCCCCCCCCCACGGAGGGAAGCUUCACUUUGGCCGCGGGACGGACUAAUCUUUGUCUGUAACUACUUGCACCGAAGAGACUCUCAGAAAAUUCUUGCACAGACUCUGCGUCAGCAGGAGGCGGGGGGGAGAGACUUCUCGUAUUUGUAUAUAGUGUACUUGACCCGGGGAGCGAUCCCGUUUAAAUAAAAAAGCGUGUUUGCGGAGGUG